Messenger RNA from Zymoseptoria tritici IPO323, 945 nucleotides. RefSeq lists its product as uncharacterized. The record is from RefSeq and is a predicted model, not a curated record. NCBI's taxonomy places the organism in Eukaryota, Fungi, Ascomycota, Dothideomycetes, Mycosphaerellales, Mycosphaerellaceae. The coding region runs from base 1 to 945 and encodes 314 amino acids. The transcript is spliced from 3 exons.
AUGGCAACGCCUCAGAACGAGGCCAUCUCAGGCACCUCCAGCACGGCUUCUCCUGCGAGCGCCACGAGCACUGCCGAGCCAGUGUCCAAUUCCGAGACUGCCGACAAGAGUCCACCGUCGAGCCCUCCGCCUCGCAAGAAGCAAAGGUCCGAAUCACUCCCCUCCAGUGUUGCUCUCCCUGUCAAGCAGUUAGAAAGCACGUCUACUGUCCCUAAUGAGAGCAAUGAGAAGAAUUCGCUCGCGUCUGGCCCUGAAGCCAGGGAGCCUGGUCCACAGAUCUCCAACAGUUCCGGCAUGAAGCCAAAGAAACCUGCUCCAAAGAAGAGUACCACAAAGUCUGCAAUCAAGAAGACGGCUCCCUCCAGAUCCUCCCGCAAGUCUCCCAAAGCUAGGGUCCCUAGCGGACCGCCACCCCCGCCCAAACCAAAGCGCAUCAACAAAGUGGUCAAAGCAAAAGUGAAGGCUGUUGGAGACUUCCUCGACAACACGCCUGUCGACCAGUCGGUACUCCGGCGGUCGCAUGAGAACGCCGAUCAUGUGGUAGUCACCGAGCUCGCCGCCAUCGCGGCGCUGAAGACAAUGGUUGCGGAUUACGGCAUUUCCAAUCCGAGCUGGACAUCCCUCGUCGACAUCAAGGACAUUGUUGUCGACGCCUUUGUGGAGCCGCUCGGACAGAACCCUGUCGUGAAGUUCACCACGCUCGACCUUUCCAGAACCUCUGCCUUCGAAGAGGCGAUUCACCAGAAGAUUGCAGGCUGGGAGCUGGAUGGCAUCAACCUUCUCGAGGCGGAGCUCGAGAUGAACGCUCGUCAACUGGAGCGUGUAGCAGCUGAAACUCUGUUUCGCAACAUGAUGGCCGACGAAAGCGAAGUGAACGAAGACGCUGGGGAGAGAGACGUGCGAGUUGAAGACUCUUUGGGCCGUAGGGGGUUUGGCUCGGCUUAA